Drosophila subpulchrella is the source of this 2138-nucleotide messenger RNA. RefSeq names its product ubiquitin carboxyl-terminal hydrolase CYLD (gene CYLD). Gene Ontology annotation, cellular component: cytosol. The record is from RefSeq and is a predicted model, not a curated record. The transcript has 11 exons. Gene Ontology annotation, molecular function: K63-linked deubiquitinase activity; cysteine-type deubiquitinase activity. Gene Ontology annotation, biological process: protein K63-linked deubiquitination. NCBI's taxonomy places the organism in Eukaryota, Metazoa, Arthropoda, Insecta, Diptera, Drosophilidae. The coding region runs from base 153 to 2084 and encodes 643 amino acids.
GUAGAACUCAUUCCAAUCGCAUUCUAAAAGACACAAGCUGCAUAAAUAAUACUAAAAUAUAGUUGAAGGAUAUAAACAUCCUUUUAUUUGUUUGUUAUAAACAUAUGUUUAGGACUGGAAUUGUAAAACAAAUUUGCCUUUAGUUGGAAAUAAUGAAUUCCAAAUCCGAUCAUGAAGCCGAAAAAGAAAAAAAGUUGACCAUUACCAAUAGGUUUGGGGAUUCCCUGGAGAACUAUGAACUACCCAACGAAUCCAGCGAGCACAAACCCCAUGUUUACCCCAAGAAGAUUCCCAACAGAAAAAAUGGAAUAUUAAAGAACAGCGAUGGCAACCAUGGUGCUGUUGAUAAUCCCUAUCACGAGGAUAUCGAUUUGGCAGACAUUCUUGGAACAAAUUGGCCAAAAAGAGCGGGAGCGGCUGCUAUGAUCUUAAACAAUAAAAGCAAAACGGUGACAGAGCCAAAUAGUUGCGAGGAUACAAUUUUGAAACCAACUUCCCCUAUAUUAACAAAAGUAGAGCCAGAGGAACCCAUACGAUUCACAGCCGCUGAUUACCAACCGCUGAUCGAAAUACCAGGAACCGAACUAGCGAUCGGUUCCCUUGUAGAAGUCUCGAACCCUGGAGUGUGUGACGAUCUGUAUGGCGUUAUAAGAUGGAUUGGCAUCCCUCCUGGUUCACCAAAAAACGUACUCGUUGGAAUAGAGGCUGAAGACGAAUCGAACUUGAAAAAUGUUGUCACAUCGGAUGGGAGGCACAAUGGCGUUCGCUUAUUUACUUGCCACGAUGGUCGAGCUAUUUUUGUACCAGCCAACAGAUGCACGGCUGACCGGCGAUUUGCUGAUGUGGAUAAUAGUAUUUCUACAAACCGAGUUUCCAAUAACCACGCUAAGAAAUUUGGAGUUGCUGACUGUCCCGCCAUUUAUGGUUCGAUACCUCCAUUGGAAAUCCACAACUCUGAAGAGCUGGCAAGCAUUUGUGGAAAGUUUAAGGGAAUUCAAGGACACCAUAAUUCCUGCUAUCUUGAUGCAACCUUAUUUUCAAUGUUCACGUUUACCAGCGUAUUUGAUUCCAUUCUGUACAGACAUCCGGGACCACAAGACAUUCGUCAUUACAGUGAAGUUCAGAAGGUUUUGCGCGAUGAAAUCGUCAAUCCAUUGCGAAAGAACGUGUUUGUUCGAUCUGAUCGUGUGAUGAAACUUCGCGAACUGUUGGAUAAGCUUAGUUCUGUAAGCGGUCUCACCUGCGAGGAAAAAGAUCCUGAAGAGUUCCUAAAUAGUUUGCUCUCACAAAUUAUGCGAGUUGAACCAUUUUUAAAGCUAAGCUCCGGACAAGAUUCUUAUUUUUACCAACUAUUUGUGGAGAAGGAUGAAAAGUUAACAUUACCGAGUGUCCAGCAAUUGUUUGAACAAAGCUUUCACUCUUCGGAUAUAAAACUCAAGGAGGUUCCUUCUUGUUUUAUCAUUCAAAUGCCUCGAUUUGGAAAAAACUAUAAGAUGUAUCCACGAAUAUUGCCUUCGCAAGUACUUGAUGUAACAGACAUUAUUGAAAAUUCUCCUCGACAGUGCUGUCUGUGUGGAAAACUGGCUGAGUACGAGUGCCGGGAUUGCUUUGGUAGCCUGCAAGCUGGAUCAGGACUAGAGUGCACAGCUUUUUGCCCAAUAUGUCUGAAAACAUUUCACUCUCACGUCAAAAGAACUAACCAUGUGUCGAAAAAGAUCUUCAGUCCGAAAGAAUUUAGAAUCAUGGCCGAGCACAUGGUUGUCCCGCGAUUGUACAUGGAAUUGUUUGCCGUCGUUUGCAUAGAAACGUCCCAUUACGUGGCGUUUGUAAAGUCUGGGUCAGGGCCAGAUGCACCAUGGUGCUUUUUCGAUUCAAUGGCUGAUAGAAAAGGUGAACAGAAUGGAUACAAUAUACCUGAAAUUACGUGUGUUCCAGAAUUAACACAGUGGCUCUCGGAAGAAGGCGCACGAUCUAUAAAUGAAACUUCAACGAACGAUAAAGUAUUACCUGAACACGCUAAGCGUAUUUUUUGCGAUGCCUAUAUGUGUCUGUACCAAAGCACAGAUAUUAUGAUGUACCAUUAGAACAAAUGUAUCUAUAAUAAAGAUGAAUACAAUAAAUUUUUUGUAAGUCACCAG